AUGCGACCCAUCCCAUCCAGAUUUAGCUAUCUGUUACUACACGUAUUUGUAUUUUGCUACAAUGCUCAGGUAACCAACCAGUCCCCGCCUAAUUUCACGCAGCAUGUAAGCGAGCAGAGUAAAGGGACGGACCGCGUGAGCCGCAGGUUGAUCCGUAUCUACCAGCUAUACAGCCGGACCAGCGGCAAGCACGUCCAGGUCCUGCCCAACAAGAAGAUCAACGCCAUGGCCGAUGAUGGAGACGUGCACGCUAAACUCAUUGUGGAAACGGACACAUUUGGGAGCCGAGUGCGCAUUAAGGGGGCUGAGACAGGCCUCUACAUCUGCAUGAACAAGAGGGGGAAGCUCAUCGGCAAGAAAAAUGGCCAUGGCCGUGACUGUAUCUUCACUGAGAUUGUUUUGGAGAAUAACUACACAGCGCUGAGAAACGCCCACUAUGAGGGAUGGUAUAUGGCCUUCACCCGCCGCGGGCGGCCACGGAAGGGCUCACGGACGCGCCAGCACCAGCGUGAAGUACAUUUCAUGAAAAGGUUGCCAAAGGGGCAGCAGCCUGCUCACCCAAGCUACCAACGGCCUUUUGACUUCAUCCACUACUCAUUCAGUCAAAGGACUAAACGCACGCGAUACUCAUUAGAGGAGUAAGAUUGAAAAGACAGAAAGGGGAAAAACUGACAAACUGACUGAAUUAGCAGCAGCCAACAAAGUCCUCUGCUCUCCACAAAAAAACUCUGGAGACAUGUUUUUAUAGUGAGCAUUACUUUAUCUUAAUUUGUAGUUUGUUUGAUAUUUUUUUCAAAGUAAAAGAAAAGCUGUACAAUGGGAAAAAAUGAGAAAUCUAUUUUUGUACUUCACACUUUUGAUACUGACCUGGGUUAAGUUUUUUUAGAUGCACAUACCUUGUGUGACUUAUUGGGGAUAUCUGUGUGUGUAGUAGAGUGUGUUGUGUUGUUUUUGUCGUUUUAACCAGUGGAGUCAUUUACUGGACUCUUGCCUGCUGCUCAAGGAGACUUAAAGUGCCCUGAUUGACCGCAAUCCCAGGGAACGCUGCAUUCAGAGACAAAACUGCCACACACCGCAUUAGGGAACGCAAGGGUCAGUAAACAUUGCUUAAGAGCAUCGUGAUAACACUGGAGUGCUGAAGCUUUUUGUUAGAUGCUGCAUCCUGACUAAGCUCAUUCUAUAUCAUGCUCACACAGCUCAAGGAAACAGAGCUUUAACAACGUCAGAUGGAACAAUGUGGCAGCUACAUUCGAUAAUCACAGGUUGGCUGUUCUGACUGUAAUGGUAUAAAAAAUGUAAACAUGUAAACAUUAAAGUAUUAGGAACCCCUCAAUACACCCAUUAUCCCUUAUCCAAAUCUGUAGCCCCCUGAAUGUUUUUAUACUUAUAUAAAUAUAUUUUUAUUUGAG
Messenger RNA from Hippoglossus stenolepis (Pacific halibut), 1409 nucleotides. RefSeq names its product fibroblast growth factor 8a (gene fgf8a). Gene Ontology annotation, molecular function: growth factor activity; type 2 fibroblast growth factor receptor binding; type 1 fibroblast growth factor receptor binding. NCBI's taxonomy places the organism in Eukaryota, Metazoa, Chordata, Actinopteri, Pleuronectiformes, Pleuronectidae. Gene Ontology annotation, cellular component: cytoplasm. Bases 1 to 642 code for a protein of 213 amino acids. The transcript is spliced from 5 exons. Gene Ontology annotation, biological process: limb morphogenesis; embryonic heart tube development; positive regulation of protein phosphorylation. The record is from RefSeq and is a predicted model, not a curated record.